This is a messenger RNA of Hipposideros armiger (great roundleaf bat), 2652 nucleotides long. RefSeq names its product choline kinase alpha (gene CHKA). Bases 179 to 1537 code for a protein of 452 amino acids. Gene Ontology annotation, molecular function: choline kinase activity; ethanolamine kinase activity. The record is from RefSeq and is a predicted model, not a curated record. The transcript has 12 exons. Gene Ontology annotation, cellular component: cytoplasm. Gene Ontology annotation, biological process: phosphatidylethanolamine biosynthetic process; CDP-choline pathway. NCBI's taxonomy places the organism in Eukaryota, Metazoa, Chordata, Mammalia, Chiroptera, Hipposideridae.
CCGCCGCCCCGUGUCGUCCCGGCGCGCCCCCAACCGCGGCCACCGCCCCCGGCCGGCCGGUCAGCAAGCCGACGAGCAGCCUCCGCGCCCGGCCUCCGUGAGGGGGGCACUCGGCGGGACCCUGAGCCUCGCCCUCGCGCGCUGCGGCCGUCCGCGCCUCCUCGAACGCCUGCCCGGCAUGAAAACCAAGUUCUGCAACGGGAACGAGACGGAGCCCUCGCCGCUCGGGCUGCUGCUGAGUUGCGGCGGCGGCAGCGCGGCCCCGGCCCCCGGAGUGGGGCAGCAACGCGACGCCGCCAGCAACCUCGAGCCCAAGCCUCUGGGUGGCCGGCAGCCGCCGCUCGCACUGCCCCCGCCGCCGCUCCCGCUGCUGCCCCUGCCCCCGCCCCCGCCGCCGGCCGACGAGGAGCCCGAGCCCCGGACGCGGCGCAGGGCCUAUCUGUGGUGCAAGGAGUUCCUGCCGGGCGCCUGGCGGAGCCUUCGCGAGGACCAGUUUCACAUCAGUGUCAUCAGAGGUGGCCUCAGUAACAUGCUGUUCCAGUGCUCCUUACCUGACACUAUGGCCACCAUUGGUGACGAGCCCCGGAAAGUGCUCCUGCGGCUCUACGGCGCGAUUUUAAAGAUGAGGUCCUGUAAUAAAGAGGGAUCCGAACAAGCUCAGAAAGAAAAUGAAUUUCAAGGGGCCGAGGCCAUGGUCCUGGAGAGUGUUAUGUUUGCCAUCCUUGCAGAGCGGUCGCUGGGGCCCAAGCUGUACGGCAUCUUCCCGCAAGGCCGCCUGGAGCAGUUUAUCCCGAGCCGGCGAUUAGACACGGAAGAAUUAAGUGUGCCAGAUAUUUCUGCAGAAAUAGCUGAGAAAAUGGCCACAUUUCAUGGUAUGAAAAUGCCAUUCAAUAAGGAACCAAAAUGGCUUUUUGGAACAAUGGAAAAGUACCUAAAUCAAGUGCUGAGAAUUAAGUUUACCGGAGAAACUCGGAUGAAGCAGCUGCACAGAUUUCUCAGUUACAACCUGCCUUUGGAACUGGAGAACCUGAGAUCAUUGCUUGAAUCCACUCCAUCUCCAGUUGUGUUUUGUCAUAACGACUGUCAAGAAGGUAACAUCCUGUUGCUGGAAGGGAAAGAAGAUUCUGACGGGCAGAAGCUCAUGCUCAUUGACUUUGAGUACAGCAGCUACAAUUACAGGGGAUUCGACAUUGGCAAUCACUUCUGUGAGUGGAUGUAUGAUUACAACUAUGAAAAGUACCCUUUUUUCAGAGCAAACAUCCUCAAGUACCCCACCAAGAAACAACAGCUCCAUUUUAUUUCCAAUUACUUGGCUGCAUUCCCAAAUGAAUUUGAAAACCUCAGCAGUGAAGAAAAGGCCAUUAUAGAAGAAGAAAUGUUGGUCGAAAUCAAUAGGUUUGCCCUUGCGUCCCAUUUCUUCUGGGGACUUUGGUCCAUCAUACAGGCCAAGAUUUCAUCCAUUGAAUUUGGGUACAUGGACUACGCCCAAGCAAGGUUUGAUGCCUAUUUCGACCAGAAGAGGAAGCUGGGGGUGUGACUGUGGGGAUGACGUCAUACACUUCAUCCCUGGACUGCGUGGGGCGGCCGAGCCUGUGGGCCCCUCUGCUCCGUCCCCCUGUGCUCCGACCGCUGCAGGAAGGCUGGGGUGUUGCUGCCGCACACAGACGUGUAUAUGAAAGACUGUAUUAAAAUUGAGUAACAUUUAUUCCAUAUCCUGUUUACGAUUUUACUAGGACUCUGAAAUGAGACCGGGCAGCAGAAAUCUAGUACGAUAGUGCAAUAUCUCGGAUUCCUUUUAACCUAGUGGGCAUUUCAUUUCUGGGGCCUGCAGCUUUCCGUGAGACAGGGCAAAACAGCAAGAGUCAACGGUGUUACCGCAGGUGCGUUUUUGGGUUAACGUUGAUUUUUUACAGGAUUUUGAUUACCCUGCUGGUGAGCACUGCACCAGUCUCUCUGUAGGUAACAGUAUGUAGACACGGCUCACCUCCGAGGGGGGCGAUUGACAGGACAGACUGGGACGUUGCUCAGCAACCUGCCUGCGCAUCUCCAGAAGCUGCUCCUUCAUCCUUAUGGUCCUGGUGGCUGAUGCUGGAGGCAGCAGGCUGUGCCUGGCACUGCGAGCCGGUGGGUGGGAGCUGCUGUGGCUCCUCGGGACCUGCUGAGCCUAUUGUGAUACUGACGAAGCUUCCCUAAGGGGAUGCAGCCUCUGCUGCGCCUUCUGGGAACUGAAUGUGCUGUCAGCCCCGCCUUUGGGCAGACAGUGAGCCGCGGCCACAGAGGGCCCAUGGCUGGACAAGGGGCAGCGGGGGGACGUGCUCACACCGCCCCCCCACCCCCAUCUGCCUUCCCCGCAGGGAGCAGGCUGUUCUGUCCCCCACUCGGCCUUUUCUCCACGACUCUCCUCAACCUGGAACUGGGGUCCUGUGACAGGGCUGGCAGCGCCACGGACCCUCAGGAGCCACCUGCUGCCCUUGGCAUCCAGCCUGGGCUCUGACAGCUGUCCCUGCCCUCACUGCUCCCUGAUGCCCCUGAUGUGGUCGUUCUGGUGGGAAAUGCAGCCUGUAUGUGGCAUGUGGGGGCGUGGAUAGAGUAUAGCUGUGAAAUUCCUGUACAUUAAAUGUCCUUUGGAAUAAAUUUUUUUUUGACUCUAAA